Molecule: messenger RNA, 2948 nt
Organism: Vespa crabro (European hornet)
Lineage: Eukaryota; Metazoa; Arthropoda; Insecta; Hymenoptera; Vespidae
Product: cytochrome c oxidase assembly factor 5
Exons: 3
Coding region: 34-282 (82 amino acids)
Biological process (GO): mitochondrial respiratory chain complex IV assembly
Cellular component (GO): mitochondrion
Source: RefSeq, a predicted model, not a curated record
AGGAAAGUUAAAGCACAUAAUACGUAAAAUAUAAUGGAUUAUUCGGAGAACAGUGAGGUUUUAAAAGAUCAAAGUAGAUGUGCUCAUCUUCGUGCACAAUUAAAGAUGUGUCUACUUAAAACGGACUGUUGCAAUAAAGAUAAACGUACACCAAGAGAUUGUCUUCAAAGUAGAGAUCCAAGUGUGCCCGAUGAAUGUUAUUCCUUGUGGCGCACAUUAUUUGAUUGCAAGCAUUCUAUGUUGGAUGCAAGAAGAAGAUUUCGUGGAAUAAAGGGUUAUUAAGAAAACGUUUACUUUUAGUACUUUUAUCCUAGUGUACGAAAUACGAUAUGAUUAUAUAUUGUUGCAAUAACUUUUACUUGUAUAUAGCUUUGUAUAUGUGCACACACACACAUACACACAUGUAUAUAUUAUUUAUUGGAUAAGAAUUGCAUGAUGUCAAUAUCAAAAUUAAAAAAAAAAAAAAAAGGGUUCGAUUUCUAAUUAUUAUUUAGAACAAUGUAAAAAGGAACAAGUGUGAAAGAAAAUGAAACAUAUUUUGGGAAUAAUGUUAGAAGUUAAUUUAUUGUUAAUAAUAUCUUCUCAUCGUAUUCGUUGUACAUGAUAUAUAAUAAAUUUUAUCGUCAUUGAUCUUGUAAGUAACGACGUGCCGUAAGAUCUUCAUAUUUGCUCGUUAAAGCAUCAUACCAUGUUGGCUGGUUUUUCCUUUUUUUUUCUUUCUUUUUUGUUCUUUUUUUUUUCUCUUGGUAAAGGAAUGACAAUCAAAAGAAGAGAUUAUUGAUAGAUAUAGAUAGAUUAUAAGAAAAGUUUCGUAAUUUAUCGGUAAAAUCGCUCAUGUGAAACCCUGAAAAAGUGGCGAUGCUCCGUUUUCGAAGCAAUUAGUGACUCCCCUUCGUCUUCCUUUCUUUCUUUUUUCUUUUUUUUUCUUUUUUUGUUUAUGUUUCCUUUUUUAUCCCAUUCUAGUUUUUUUUUUUUUUUUUUUUUUUUUUUUUUUAUUUUUUAACAAAAUCGUGCAGCCGAGAGGAAACCCGAAUUACAACGUUAUUUCUCCAAUUUCUUCUCUUACUGUCGAUAUUUCAUCGACACGAAUGGAUCGAGUAUGAGAAUUAUCUUGAUCUCGAAGUGCAUUAAUCGUGCCGAUGAACGACUAAACGACGCAUAUGAUCACAGUAAAGUCAAAUUUUAACCUUAAAAGUUAAGGGGCUUGUUCUUGUUCCGCAUAUUUUCUCCGCACUCUUUUCUUUCUUUUUUUUAUUUUUUUUUAUUUCUCCGUGGUUGUUUUUUUUCUUUCUUCCCCCCUCCCCCCUUCUUCAUCAUCAUCAUCAUCCCCCUCCCCCACUCUAAUCCUUAAAUCGGAGCCUUAAUAAAAAUCUAAGAUAAUGUUUGACGAACCGCGCCUGCGCAACUCGUCCUAGCUAUUGUCAGUAUGCAACAAGCGUAUAUUGACUAUACGUUAUUUUUUUUUUUCCUUUUUUUUUUCUUUUCUUUUAAAAUCUUUUGUACUACAAUGCCGACUUACGACUACUUUUAUUUCGUCUAAAAAGACUACGUAAGUAGGUACGCCCCUAAAAAAAUGUUCUCUUUAAAAGCUUCCCACCUCGUUUAUUUAUUUAUUUAUUUAUUUAUUUAUUUAUUUAUAUAUUUAUUGAUUUUCAUUUUUGUUGAGCGAUAAGAGACAGGCGUGUUAUGAUUCGAAGUACGAGGAAGGAAUUAUUUAAAUUUCGCUUGGAUGUAUGACCGUCAAUAGUGUAAUGGCGUUGUGGCGCGCCAUUUUGUCGAUCAUAAUUCCUCGCGAUCCUCGAGUAUACUUUAUUAUCUCGAUCAUAAUGAUAAUAAUGUAUAUAAAGCCGAAUAUUUAAUGUUAAUUAAUUAAAUAUCGGUGUUCUUCUAAAAAUGCUCACGAUUUAUAUCUAAAUUUUCGUUCGAGCUUUCCUACGUGAUGUCUAUUGCGCACGUCUAUUAGUGUCAUGUUUUAUUAGCGCGAUUUCUUUUUUCUUUUUCUUCAUUCUUUCUUUCUUUCUUUUUUUCUUUCUUUCUUUCUUUCUUUUUUUUUUCCGAAGAUAAAUUCGAAAAGAAGAAAUUCUCUACGUCUAUCGUUUAUUGUGAUAUAUCCCGUUGCCCGUUCGAGUAUCACAGUUUAUCGAGUAUGAUAUGUUAAUAUUAGCGUGUUAAAUCGGUAGUAAUAAAAGUGUUUCUUUUUUUUUUUUUUUUUUCAUUUUUCUCCAUUUUCCUUUCCUUCCUUCCUUCCUUCCUUUCUUCCUUUCUUUCUUUUUUUUUAUUUCCCCCGUAUAAUUGUCAAUUAUAUAUAUAUAUAUAUAUAUACGUAUAUAUAUAUAUUGUUAUAUACGUAUAUGCGUUCAAGAUAAUCAGCUUGUAGUUCGACGAGACGAACGCGAAUCAGCUGAUUUAAUGAUAUUGCUCUCUACGAUCAUGUUAUAAAAUCGAAAAAUACAAAUGGCCAGUUGGCGUAAAACUAGGCGAGCGCAGACGAUAGAGAUUGAGAUUUUUUUUUCUUUCUUUUUUUUUUCUAUUUCUGUUUUUCUUUCUCUUUUUUUUUUUUUUUUUUUUUUUUUUUUUACCUCAAAUUUCGUCCGAAGCGAAUACAUGCGAAGUAUUGAUUUUCUACGCCUUUUUUCUUCCUUUUCUUUUUUUUUUCCUUCCUCCUUUUUUUUUCUUUUUUUAGCGCAUCGAAAGAUCUUUUUCGAUGUUACAUUCUUUUCUCUCUCUCUCUCUCUCUCUCUCUCUCUCUCUCUCUCUCUCUCUCUCUCUCUCUUUCUGUUUCUUUUUCAUUCGAUUUACCCGACGGUACGACAAAGACGAUUUUUUGUUAUAAGAAAUAUCUUCAACUAUGGAUCUCAUCUCUACAUACUCUCGAACGAUCCUAGAAAAAUCGGAUAAGUUUCUAGCAAAAAAAAAAAAAAAAAAAAAGAAAAAAAAAAAGAAAAGAA